Messenger RNA from Penicillium crustosum, 2058 nucleotides. RefSeq lists its product as uncharacterized. Lineage: Eukaryota; Fungi; Ascomycota; Eurotiomycetes; Eurotiales; Aspergillaceae. The transcript is spliced from 3 exons. Gene Ontology annotation, molecular function: protein binding. The record is from RefSeq and is a predicted model, not a curated record. The coding region runs from base 1 to 2058 and encodes 685 amino acids.
AUGCGACAGCCGCCCCCACGCGGACCUCCACCAGGACGGGGCCGAGGUGGCUAUCCAAUGGGUCCAGUGCGGGCAGCUAGCUCAGGCAGAUCAGAUCGACCUGGUAGAGACUAUCCAGACUCCAUGGGCCCAUCUAUGCCUCCGCCACCAAGAAGCGCAACGAUGCCGCUCGCCCCAGGCGCACCAUUCGCGCCAGCCGCGCCCCUCUACCCAGGCCAGUCGACCUACCAAGAAACAGAUUACCCAGCGAGCUCUAUGGCCGAACCCCCUAUGCGUCCUAAUACCGCUGGAAGCAUGCGACCCCCACGAUCUCGUGCCCCCAACGAUAUAGACCCAGGCCUAAUGAUCCCCCCGGCCGGAUUGAUGAUCCCCCCGGAGCCUGCCAAUCGUGUUUCAUAUGCGCCCAAGGAAUUUCUGGACAGCUAUUAUGACUCCAAUGGUGCCGCAGCCGAUGAACCCGAUAUGCCUAAUUUCGAUGCCAUGCCAGACCCCCAACAUCACGCCCCGAUUGAUGAGAUGGGCCUAGAAACAACACCGGUUAAGAGACCAGUUCAUGGGCCGAAUUCUCCACCUGGGGACUACUCGUAUCCUCCCAACGGGGUGGAGGCUAUGCGCUCCCAAUCUCAACCAAAUUUCCAACAAGCGGAGGGUGCCAAUCAGUUUGAAAAUGCGGGAUUUCAGUUUGGCAUUCCUGGAGAGACUUCCCUUGCCCCCGCUUUCGACCACUCAAACCCUGCAGGGCCGAGAUGUCAGAUCCUCACCAAAAUCCCGAUGCUCUUCCUCACCAUCCAGCCCCGUUCCGCCUCGGCCAUGAUCAAGGGCCAAAGCCUGCGCCGGUUCGGCAGUAUAACGCUCCUGAAACCAUACCGGCCCCCCGCUGCUCCACAGCCAGCGAUGGUGCCCGGUGGAGCGGCUCAGACACCAGUCACAAUUGAAGAAAUACAGCGCCUGCAACAGCAGGCGCGAGGCAAUCCUUCUGAUCAGAAGACUCAACUUUUACUCGCCAAAAAGCUGGUCGAGGCAUCCACAGUUCUAGUAGGGGACAACAGCAGACUCGACCCGAAAACUAAAGCCAAGGCCAAGGAGAAAUAUGUGAUGGAUGCGCAUAAGAUUCUCAAAAAGUUGGUUACAGCCGGAUACUCUGAAGCCCAGUUUUUCCUGGCUGACUGCCACGGCGAGGGCCUACUGGGCCUAGAAGUCGACCCCAAAGAAGCCUUCUCACUGUACCACUCUGCCGCGAAACAAGGUCACGCACAGUCUGCAUACCGUGUGGCUGUAUGUUGCGAGAUCGGUCAGGAGGAAGGUGGCGGUACCAAACGUGAUCCAUUUAAGGCCGUUCAAUGGUACAAGCGUGCCGCUGCACUCGGUGAUACACCCGCCAUGUACAAAAUGGGAAUGAUUAAUCUAAAGGGACUGCUCGGUCAAGCUCGAAACCCCCGGGAGGGUGUAUCAUGGCUCAAGCGGGCGGCUGACCGGGCAGACGAGGAAAAUCCACAUGCUCUCCACGAGCUUGCCCUCAUGUAUCAGAACGCCGGAGGCAAUGACAUCAUCGUCCGCGACGAGCAGUAUGCCUCCCAGCUAUUCCACCAAGCUGCCGAGUUGGGCUACAAGUUCUCUCAAUUCAAACUUGGUACUGCCUACGAAUACGGCCUCAUGGGAUGCCCCAUUGACAACCGCACGAGUAUAAUCUGGUAUACUCGUGCAGCAGCGCAGGGUGAACACCAGAGUGAACUUGCCCUUAGUGGCUGGUAUCUCACCGGAUCAGAGGGCAUUCUAUCGCAGAACGACACCGAGGCCUAUCUGUGGGCUCGUAAGGCCGCCACCGCAGGUCUUGCCAAGGCAGAAUACGCUAUGGGAUAUUUCACCGAGGUCGGAAUUGGCUCUGCUGCCAACCUAGACGACGCAAAGAGAUGGUACUGGCGUGCAGCUGCCCAAGGAUUCCCCAAGGCUCGUGAGCGUCUUGAAGACCUUAAGAAAGGUGGAAGCCGAAUGCAAAAGACUCGUCUCUCUCGCUCGGCUGUUAACAAGCAGAGUGAUGGGGACUGCGUUCUCAUGUAA